Molecule: messenger RNA, 736 nt
Organism: Rotaria sp. Silwood1
Lineage: Eukaryota; Metazoa; Rotifera; Eurotatoria; Philodinida; Philodinidae
Source: the annotation of a GenBank genome assembly
AUGCAAUCACGUAACUAUCCAUUACGUUCUCCAUCCAGCACCAACAUUCAUCCGAAUGCUCGAUGGCAACAAAAUGGUAUCACUGUAGCUGGAGGAAAUCGACAAGGCAAUGGAAUCAAUCAACUCUCAAACCCAUAUGGUUUGUAUGUUGAUGAUGAUCAAACAAUCUAUGUUGCUGAUAGCUCGAAUCAUCGUAUUGUGGAAUGGAAACGAGGUGCAACAAGUGGCCAAGUGGUUGCCGGUGGAAAUGGACAAGGAAGUGGAGAUCAUCAAUUGGAUAACCCAAGAGAUGUGAUUAUCGACAAAGAGAGAGAUAGUCUCAUCAUAUGCGAUUAUUCGAAUAGAAGAGUGGUUCGAUGGCCUCGUCGAAAUGGGACAAGUGGAGAAACAAUCAUCUCCAACAUCGAUUGUAGGGGUUUGACAAUGGACGAGAAUGGAUCUCUCUAUGUCACUGAUGAUGUAAAAAAUGAAGUGAGACGAUAUCGAAGAGGAGAAUCUCAAGGAACAGUGGUUGCAGGUGGCAAUGGAAGUGGAAAUCGUCUCGAUCAACUCUCUUACCCACAAUACGUAUUCGUCAAUCGAGAUCAUUCAGUGUACGUAUCUGAUGGGAACAAUCAUCGUGUGAUGAAAUGGAUGGAAGGUGCAAAACAAGGCAUUGUCGUGGCUGCUGGUCAAGGACAAGGAAAUGGUCUUACACAAUUGUCAUAUUCUCAAGGAGUCGUUGUCGAUCAAUUGG